Babjeviella inositovora NRRL Y-12698 is the source of this 1116-nucleotide messenger RNA. RefSeq names its product TauD/TfdA dioxygenase family protein. The transcript has a single exon. Bases 1 to 1116 code for a protein of 371 amino acids. Gene Ontology annotation, molecular function: 2-oxoglutarate-dependent dioxygenase activity. Gene Ontology annotation, cellular component: cytoplasm. The record is from RefSeq and is a predicted model, not a curated record. Lineage: Eukaryota; Fungi; Ascomycota; Pichiomycetes; Serinales.
AUGGCUCCAGCUCUUACUAUUACACGCGACAUUGAGGAAAUUUCCAGCAAACUCGACAAAACCAAGUGGUUUUCACCUGACGGAAUUUCAAUCACCAUCCCUGAACAUCAACUUGCCGGUGCCAAAUACCCCGACUACUUACCAGUCUGGGACCCAAGGACGGUGAACCAACUCAGUGUCGGUGACCCAAACUACGUGGAUCCAGGCACCCGCGCUGAUCCGGAAUUACCGUUAUUGAAAGCCAAGGGUGUUGUGAUCAAGGAUUUGACGCCUAAAUUUGGCUCAAUUGUUUCGGGCAUCACCUUAACCGAGUUAAGUCCGGAGGAGAAGGACGAGUUAGCGUACUUGAUUGAGUCCAGAGGGGUAGUGCUGUUUACCGACCAAGAAUCUUUCAAGGAACAGAAACCAAAGGAAGCAGUCAAGUUUGCUGAGCACUUUGGCCCGUUGCACAUCCAUCCGACUGCCGGUGCUCCAAAGGGCUCCCCUGAAGUGUUUAUUGUCCACAGAUACAAAGAAGGGCAUUCCUACGAAAACGGAAGCUUCGCCGACCGUGUAUCCACUAUCACCUGGCACUCGGAUAUUUCCUUUGAGAAGCAGACCCCAGGUGUCACCUUUCUCACCAUGUUGGAAGGCCCUACGGUUGGUGGUGACACCCUCUAUGGUGACACCGUCGCGUUAUACGAAUCUUUGUCUCCAGUGAUCCAGGAGAAGUUGAAGGCGUUGAGAGUGGUACACUCUGGAUCGCACUUUGAGGCGGUGGCUAAAAAGAACGGUGGUCUUGUCAGACAUAUCCCGGAUGUUUCGGUGCAUCCGUUGGUCAGAUACCACCCUGUGUUGAAAAAGCACUACUUGUAUUUUAACGGUGGCUUUGUCAGGGGUAUCGAGGGGUUGAAGAAGGAGGAGUCUGACUUUGUGAUUGACUUCUUAAAGACCUUGCAGAUUCAAUCCGCUGAUUUUCAGGCGAGAAUUAAGUGGGAACCAAAUACAGUGGUUGCUUGGGAUAACAGAAGAACAACUCACACAGCCCUUGUUGAUUUUGUGUCUGAUCAGAGACGCCACUUGUUCAGAUUGACCACUUUGGCCGAAAAGCCUUUCACCGACCCCGAAGACGCGUAA